AUGUCAUUGGACCACUUCUUGAAUGAAGUAAGGUCUGCUUCGGUGAAUUCAAUUGGACGGGAUGGCUCUGAACAAUUUGCUAACCUGUUGUCUGUCAAUUUAACAACCCAUCAAACAGCUGUCAGAGUAUCAACAUUACAAAAAGAGCUUCAAGCUAAUCAAUCAUUAGAUCUCGAUAAAUUGGUAGAAUCCCAAAACUACUAUGAUAAUGACUGGCUACCUUUCAAUUCCAUAGUGGUCUCAUAUUUGAAGUUUUGUCGUGAUAUAAAUCCAAGAUCCAUCUUACAAAGUCAUGAUUUGUUAUUAUAUUUUUAUAAUGAUUUGUCAAUUGCAUUUUUAAACAAUACAUAUGGGAAUCAUAUGAGUAAAUUGAUGUUUGAAACCACUAAAUAUCUUGUUCCAAUGAUGAAAAGAGUUGAUUUCUUUUUGAAUUUACAAAACAAUGGGAAAAAAUUCAAAAGACUAAUAUUUGUAUCAACAAUAUUAACAAAAGUGUUCAAUCAUUUACGUUCAUUGAAAGGUCAGUCAAACAAGAAACAGCUUAUUUUAUUUAUUGUCAAUAACUUGAACAAAGUAUACUUUACAAUCAAUAAUCCAUUAUUAUGUGCAAACAUAUUUGCAAAUAUGAAUUUAUUGAAUCUAAAACUAAGUCAAUAUCCAAAAGCUCAACAAAUAGAAUAUAGAUACAUUUUGGGUAAAUACUACAUGAUCAAAAAUCAAUUCACAAAAGCAUUCCAUCAUCUUCAAUGGAGUUAUAUGAAAUCAAGUAAAAUAGCUAAUGAAAAGAACACUUUAAGAAUUCUACGGCUUUUAAUACCCGUUUCAUUGCUAACUGGGAGAAUACCAAGUAAACAAGCAUUAUCAAUAUCACCAGAAUUCCAACAACAUUAUUAUCCAUUGAUCAAAUAUUUACUUACUGGUAAUCAUAUUGGAUUUCAAAAAUAUUUAUUCGAUAAUCAAGAAUAUUUUAAAAACAAAUUAUUAUUGAUUCCGUUAGCACAAAGAUCAAAAAUUUUAAUAUUUAGGAAUUUAUUAUUCAACAUCAUGAUGUGGACCCAAUCAACAAGAUUCAGUUAUGAUCAAAUAGGUACAACUUUAAGAUUAUCAAUUGGAUCACCUCAACAACAAUCACAGCUAUUUGGGGAUCAAUACUUAUUUCAAAUAAUCAAUGAACCAAUUGAUGAUAGUUUCAUUGAAAAUGUUUGUGUUUCUCUCAAUGAAAAUGGAAUGAUCAAAGGUAAUGUUUUAUCUAGAGCUAGAACUUUAGUUUGUUCUAAAAAGGAACCAUUCACUAAUAUUCCAGCUGUUUAUGAUCGACUUUUCGGUCCAUCUUCCAACGAGAAAUGGAUGGACUUAUGA
Messenger RNA from Hansenula ciferrii, 1359 nucleotides. RefSeq names its product Thp1p (gene THP1). Lineage: Eukaryota; Fungi; Ascomycota; Saccharomycetes; Phaffomycetales; Wickerhamomycetaceae. The record is from RefSeq and is a predicted model, not a curated record. Gene Ontology annotation, biological process: transcription elongation by RNA polymerase II; poly(A)+ mRNA export from nucleus; post-transcriptional tethering of RNA polymerase II gene DNA at nuclear periphery. Bases 1 to 1359 code for a protein of 452 amino acids. Gene Ontology annotation, cellular component: transcription export complex 2. Gene Ontology annotation, molecular function: double-stranded DNA binding; RNA binding. The transcript has a single exon.